This is a messenger RNA of Melospiza melodia melodia, 9402 nucleotides long. It is a transcript of the gene ARHGEF18, whose product is annotated as Rho/Rac guanine nucleotide exchange factor 18. The record is from RefSeq and is a predicted model, not a curated record. Gene Ontology annotation, biological process: small GTPase-mediated signal transduction. Lineage: Eukaryota; Metazoa; Chordata; Aves; Passeriformes; Passerellidae. The transcript has 31 exons. Bases 272 to 4819 code for a protein of 1515 amino acids. Gene Ontology annotation, molecular function: guanyl-nucleotide exchange factor activity.
CCCCGUGAGCAAACCGCCCUCAUGGCCGCUGCUUCCCCCGUGAGGCUCCGCUUCUCGCUCUGCUCCAGCGGCUGCAGGAGAAGCCACGGCUGUCAGAUGUGAGGAUCCUGCACGAGGAACCCGCCACAGAGAUGCCUCCAGCCCUCAGGGGUCUGACUGCAAGCCAUGCUUACGGGAAUUCACUGACCACCACAGCCCUGCCUUGGAGUAUCCCACCCCCAAAAGCUUCCUCCCAUCCCUGAUUGCUGAGGAUGAUUCCUUCUGCACCAGCAUGGCUGAAGAGAAGGAGGACUCAUCUUCCACAGAGCUGGAUGUGCCAGCAGCAGACUUGCACAGCAGCACGGAGGAUCUCCUCUCAGACUCUGCUCUCCAAGGCACAGAGUAUUACAAAGAUCUGGGACUCCUGAGCCUGCCGUCUGCCAAAACAGCACCAGACACAGCAGCACAGCCAGAACAAGGAUCCCAGACUGUGUCUGCCCUUCCCUCAUUGGAAGAGAGACCAAGGGCUGUGAGCAAACUGUCUGUGGAUGUUGCUUUUUCCAAUCCCGUUUCCUGCUCGGUACGUUAUGGCGAGGCCGACUGUCGUUUUCUGAACAAAGGCCACCUGUGCUCCUGUGCAGCCAUGCCAGAGGGUGGUACCAGCACUUCUGAGCAUCCUGCAGAGGCAGACAACGAGCUGGACCUGCAGGAGGCCCAGGAUUCCUUCCCCACGCUGGUGAGAUCGAUGUCCACGUCCCGCAGGCACAGCUGGGAGAGCCCGGUGUCACCUGUGGACUGCAGACGCAGGUUCAGCCUGGAUGUGACAGAGCUGGGCAGUGACCCAGAGCAGGACGAUGUGGAGAAGAGGAGCCAGUCCUGCCUGCAGCCUCAAGCGUCCCUCCAGCUGCCCAGAGGGGAGCGGGGAGCCUGGAGCAGCAGCCGGGGUGGCACAGUGAUCAAAGUGGAGAUAGAGCCGCUGCGCCCAGACCUCGUGGCCACCCCCAGCCUGCAGGAGGUGAAAUGUGUCAGCAACGGGAAGAGACUGAGGUCCAAGUCUGUCCCAUCAGCCUGUGAGACCAUUGCCUCCCCCCAGAUACCUCACAGUUUCAACACUUCUCUUCCAGCUGUGGAAGGUGUUGAACCCCCUGCUCUGGAGAUGCUGGAGAAGGACCACGUGUCCCCAGACCACGUGCUAAUUGUCCAGAAGGUACUUCAGGAGCUGAAACAUUACCAUGGGGCGAAGCAGAGGGCUUGUGUGCAAGAAGGCAGCGAUUCCUCCCAGCAGAACCUCACUUGGUUUGAGUUCCUGUCUAAUGAAAAUGAGGACAGUGGGAAGAGCGAUAAAGCAGAGAAAGGCACAAAGGUGAUGCGACGUCUGAGUUCCCUGAGGAGCCGUGUCACUGGAUCCUGGCAGAAGGAUAAGGGUAAGAACAAAGAGCAGCUCAAGGACAGAGAGAAGGAGAAAGAGACAAAGGAGACAAAAGAGAGGUGUAAAGAUAUCAAUGGGCACCAGCUUGUGCCAGGAGUUUUCUCCAGUUGCACCAGCUGCUCACUGUGUGCCAAACCUCUUGGGAAUAAAAGUGGUCUGCAGUGCCUGAAUUGUGCAGUGAAUGUCCACAAGAACUGCAAGAAUUUGCUGACUGAAUGCAGCAGCAUCAGACCCAAGCAGAAAGAUUUGCAGCACAGACCUUCUGGAUCUCCACAAAGUUCGCCCCAGUGCAUUUCCCCAGCCACUUCUCUGAAGGAGCAGCCCCGAAGUCUCCUCCUGGGAGCAGAUGGCACCCCAGCACUGUCCCGCAACCUCGGGAUGACUAUCGCCCAAAGGGGACAUUCCCAGCCUUCACUGAACACUGCUGGAGCUGUUAACAAAUUUGGGCUAAUUUCAGGAGACAUGGAUGAAGGGGAUUCAGGCUUUGUAAAAUUUAAGCAGACUUCAGAUGACGUUAUCUCGCUUGCACCUUCAACAACAGACUCCAUUUUUCUGGAAGAUGCAUAUUCUGUGUCCCUCCGGAGUGAAAUAGAAACAGAUGCUCAUGAGUUUGAGGCAGAGUCUUGGAGUCUUGCAGUGGAACAGCCUUAUGCAAAAAGGCAAAGGAAAGAUGUUAUAAAAAGGCAAGAUGUCAUUUAUGAACUAAUGCAGACUGAAAUGCACCACGUUAGGACACUGAAAAUAAUGCUGAAGGUGUACUCCAGAGCCAUGAGAGAGGAGCUGCAGUUCUCACAUGCAGUUAUCAACAAGCUCUUUCCCUGUGUGGAUGAGCUGCUGGAGAUGCACGGGCAGUUCCUGCUCCAGCUGAAGGAGAGACGGAAGGAAUCCUUGGAAGAGGGCAGUGACCGAAAUUAUAUAAUCCAGAACAUUGGAGACCUCUUGGUAAAACAGUUUUCAGGUGAAAAUGGGGAGAGAAUGAAAGAAAAAUAUGGUGUGUUCUGUUGUGGACACAAUGAAGCUGUCAGCCAUUACAAAGACCUGCUCCAAAGCAAUAAAAAGUUCCAAAACUUAAUAAAGAAAAUUGGGAACUGCUCCAUUGUGAGGAGGUUGGGAGUUCAGGAGUGCAUCCUCCUGGUCACCCAGCGCAUCACCAAGUACCCAGUGCUGCUGGAGAGGAUCAUCCAGAACACAGAAGCUGGAACUAGAGAUUAUGAAGACCUGACCCAGGCCCUUGGUUUGAUUAAGGACACCAUCAGCCAUGUAGAUGCCAUGGUAAACGAGUGUGAGAAGGGGCAGCGACUCAAGGAGAUCAUGCACAAAAUGGAGCUGAAAUCAUCUGGGAAAUGCAAGAAUGGGCUUUUGUUCAGGAAGGAUGACAUGGGCCAGAGGAGGCUCCUCCUGGAUGGGAUGCUGUACUGGAAAGCUGCGUCAGGGAGGCUCAAAGAUAUUCUGGCAGUCCUGCUCACUGAUGUACUGUUGCUCUUACAAGAAAAGGACCAAAAAUACACAUUUGCAUCUGUGGACUCUAAGCCACCAGUUAUCUCACUGCAAAAAUUGAUUGUGAGAGAGGUAGCUAAUGAGGAAAAGGCAAUGUUCUUAAUUAGUGCUUCCUUAAAAGGACCAGAAAUGUAUGAAAUUCACACCAGCUCCAAAGAGGAGAGGAAUUCCUGGAUGGCACACAUCCGCAGGGCUGUGGAGAGCUGUCCUGAUGAGGAAGGAGGUUCAUUUAAUGAACCUGAGGCAGAGAGGAGACUGGCUGAAGCAAGAGCUGCAAAGUUAAAAGAUUUUCAAGAGCGUUUGAACAUGAAAGAUGACCUGAUUCUGCAGAGUCUCACUGAGAAACAACAGAUUUAUCUGGAAAUGUCUGAGGUGAAUGGCUUUGAAGACCAUUCCCAAGGAUCCCGAGCCAGGCUGCUCCUUCGGGGGGAUAUCUCAGAGAAUCUGCAAGGAGAGGCAAUUCUGAAAUCUGCAGUGACUGAAGCUGAGAAUCUCCAGGAGUUUAUCUUCACUCACUUUGGCAGUGCAUCCUGUCAGCCUGAGGAUGGCUCAGGACUCCCCCGGAGAGCAGAGACCUUUGGAGGAUAUGACAGUAGUCCCUCAAUUUCAAGUAAAAGUGGCAGGAAGAGCAGUGGUGGUGACCAGAGGCAGUGGGACUGGAGGGGCCCUGCACUGAGUUCAGAUGUGCAACUCCAUGACCCCUGUUCUGAUGCAGAAGAAGGAUCUCAAACUAGUGAUGGGACAAGGCUGGAUGACAGCAGUGGUGCUCAGCCCACCGUAGAGUCUCAGCUUGUCCAUAGGAUACAGACACUGUUGCAGUUGCUCUUCAGUCUUCAGGCUGUGAUAUCUCAGCAGGACAGCUACAUCGAGGUGCAGCGCGCCACCAUGGCAGACCGGGAGAAGCAGUACCGGCUGCAGUCCACCCGGGGCAACCUGCUGCUGGAGCAGGAGAAGCAGAGGAACUUUGAAAAGCAGAGGGAAGAACUGAUGAACGUCCAGAAGCUCCAGAGCCAGCUGAAGCUGGAGCAGCAGCGCCUGGAGCGGGAGAAGAGCCGGCAGCAGAGGGAGUUUGAGCUGAAGGAAGCGCAGCUGCAGGAGCGCGCCGAGGAGAUGCGGCAGCUGCGGGAGAGGCUGAGCCAGGACAGGGAAGAGCUGGAGAGGCAGAGGGAGGCCUACCAGCACGACCUGGAGAGGCUGAGGGAGGCCCAGAGAGCUGUGGAGAAGGAGAGGGAGCGCCUGGAUCAGCAAAAGAAGCUGAAGAAGCAGAACACGGUGUCAGGCACCUUCUCCCCAGAAAUGGGCCAGAGCCAGAUGAUCAGUCACUCCAUCAGCUUCAAUGGAGAAGGGGUGGAACCCUCUGCAGCUGGCUCCAAAGCCUCAGUGAGGGUGAGCUCAGUGGCCGGGCUGGAGUUCCUGGAGCGGCCGGAGCUGGCGCGCAGGGACAGCACCACCCUGGAGACCCGGCCCUCCCUCAAGAACGAAGUGCCAAUCCAUCUCCUGAGUGCAACCAACCAGAUCCAGAAACCAGCUGCAGUCCAGCAGCAGAUCCCCACCAAGCUGGCCACCUUCACCAAAGGAAGCAAGGAGAAAGGUGGCAAGAGCAAAGCAUCUCAUAGGACAGACAGUUCGGCCUCUGUUGAUCAGAAGCAGCUGCUUCCCCCCAGGCUUGCAGGACGAGAGGAGGCUGUGCUGAGAGGCAGGAGGUCAGCGAGCCCAUCCCUCCCAAGCAGCCAGAGCUCUGCAUUCCAGCCAGAACUGUAUGGCCCUACAGAUGCUCAGCCAGAAGCACUUUCAUCUGCCUCAGCGACCCUCUUCAAGCCCAACAACGUUCAGGUUCAGCCCCUGGUGCCCUCUCAGCCCAAUCUGUUGAAUGUGCAAGAUGAUACCAGCAAAGAAGAUGUCAUUUUCUUCUAAUUGUUUGCAUUUGAAGAUGAAUCACCUGCCACACUGGUUCAAGAACUCAGGCCCCAGUGUGCACGGUGGUGGAGACCCCACAUGGAUGGAUGUCUUCUGAUCCCUGCCCAGUUACUACAAGCAAGGACCAGACCAGGAUUCCUGUCCUGCUUUGAGGGCACAGUAGUAACAAUUUGCUUUUAAAUUCUCCAGUCUGUUGACACAUGGCAUGGCUAUAUCAAUUCAGAGCAUGUUAAAAUUCUGACAUUUAUUGUAAUGUGCUCUUUUUUGGAGAAUGUAACUGCUCAUGGGCACCAUCUUGUAAAUUGUUAUCGGUGACGUUGAACCACCCAGAUUUUUAUGUAAAAAAAGUUUUAGUAGUAGGCCCCAAAAUGGCUGCAAAUUUUUAAAUCUGUUUUCCCAGGUCCAGGUCAGUAAUGGGUUGUGUGUUGGUAAGCAGGUGGCAGCAAGCCAGUCCCCUCCCUGCCAGGUGUGCCAGGCACUGUGAACCCAGUGGUACAAGCCCUGUGGCCAGGGACAGUGGAACAGAAGGUAAGGUGAGCUUCUGACAGCAUCCUCAAGGGGCAGGAGCUCCACCUGUUUGUGGAGGAGAAGGGUUGGACGUGUGAGAAUUCACAGUGAGGAUGAAGAGUUGGACUGAAUGCACAUUUCAUUGGCCACCAGCAUCACUGGGAUCUGUCUCCCUGUUGGGGACAGCAGAACAGGUUCCCAGGCAAACUCCUGAGUUGGUUCAGAAUGAACUUAGAGACUUGGAUUUUGUUCUUUGCUGAAGACAUGUCUAAGAAGUGUUCAAAUGCAGUAAUUUAUUGUCUUGUUUAAUCCUGUUUUCUGCAUCCUUUGUUUGUCUGUUAAUUUGUUGGGACUUUACUCCCAGUACCAGAAGAUAUCAAAGCUGCUGUUGCUGCGAGGCUUCUCUGCAGCAUCAUGUUAGGAAUGAAGGGAAUAAGAACUGUUUGGUUUUAAAAUUAAAAAUAAUUAUAAUAAAAAAGUACUCUUAGCUAAACCUGUGUUUAGCUGCUUUCAGCUAAACCAGCUUUGAUACCUCUUGUGAAAUGGGUCAGUUCUUGAUCAUGGAAUGGUGGUGACAUUAAGUGUUCUGCUCAAAAAGGCAUUAUUUCCCUUUGUAGUAAUUUGCACAGUCAGUUUGUGUUGUGUCUUUCACUCUGUGUCCCAGAUUCUUUUCCCACCCUCACCCAAGGAUGUGUGUUCUGGUGUGUGUUGAGUGUGACUGGUCAGAUAAUGAUGCACAGGAGAGAUUGUUACAGAAUUAAAGGAAUCAGGAUCUCAAAGCUUAAAAUCUUGGAUUAAUACCUGUCAGGACAUGAUUGAUAAUAGCUUUUUUAAAUACCUUUAACUGAUUUAAAGUGAUUUUAGGAGCAGUGGAUGGAAGGUCUGGUCAGUUCUCCAUGCAGUCUCAUGGCAAUGGAUCCAGUGGUGUUUGCCAGUCCCUGUGAUUAGGCCCUGUGUGAUGUUAAUAAUGUCUUUAAGGCCAUAAAUUCUCUUUGCUUCAGAGUUUUAAAAUUAUUUCAGUAGUUACAGUGAAAGAAACUUUAUCAGUUUUUAGCAGAAAACAGCAGCAGUUUAUAUUUUCAAGUGGUGACAAUUUGGGUUAUUGCCUUCAGACAAGAAAUUGAAGAAAGAGAAAAGAUAAGCUACAAAAUUCUGAAUAAAGUCUUGGGGACAAGCACUCAUGCUGGAACAGUUCUUGGAUUUAAGGGUCUUUUUCUUUGCUGAGUGGUGCUGGUACAAACCUGAGUUCAGUGAGAGGAAACUCCAAACUGAAUGGCUCAUUACAGGAUUGGGGGUGCUCCGCCAGCCCCCAAGAAGUGAAAUUGGACACAUUUGGCUUUAAUACCAGAGGACUGCUUGGUAAAUCAGCAGAACCUGGAGUGAUUGUCUGCAGGAAACAGAGUGGGACUGCUCCACUGGUGAUUUGGUGGUGUUGUUAUCUUUGGUGAUAAGAGCAGAGUUCCACUCCUUAUUCAGUUUUUACAUCCCAAAAGCUAGUUUGGAAUGGAGGGGAAUUCUUAAAAUCAGUGUAACUCCUGGUCCAUGCAGCAGUGUGGGAUCCUGCAGCUCUGUAGGACUGGCACUGAUUUUUCCACUGGGUAAUUUAAUUGUGCAGACUCUGGCCCCCUGUAAUUUCCCCUGGAAGCUCACAGGGAUGUUCCCUCCUUCGUGCUGUGGUUUGGGCCACUCCUAGUGAAAACUCAAUGCCCCCACUGCCUUAAAUUACCAGGUUUUUAGGAGUUUUAGCCCAAAGCUAAGUUGCAUCAGUGGAGUAAAUCACCUCAGCCAAAAAGGGAUGUCAGUUUGGGUGCUUGGAAGCAAAUUUUGGAAACAUUUAUUUAGAUUUAUUUUGUGCCUGUCCAAAAGUAUGGGAGGGAGUGUUGGAAGGGUUUGAGGAGCUCAUUGGCUGCUUUCUCCUUCUGUGCAAUGAACAAAUUUGAAUAUAGAACAGUGACAUGUGCAAAAUAAAGUCUGCAGUGAGGUCCUGUUUAUUUUAAUAUUUUAUCUUUAACAUUCACUUUUUGAAUACUUCUUGUCAGCAGUGCUUGAAAUAAGUUUUGGCUGUUAACAAAGGGACCCAGGCCUGUGGCAGGCCAGGCUGUUGGCUCAAACUCCAAAAGCCCCUUGGAAUAUGGGACCUUAGAAGUCAUUCUCUGUCCUCAGUGCACAUGUCUGGCUGCAGCUCCUUUGUGAAACCUGUUUGCACCCUGAGAUGGUGGCUUCUGUCACUUGGCUCAGCCUGGAGAAGGUUUGGGAAUCAGCAGGUGCUGUGAUACCUCAUUGCUGCCAGAGUGUGGGCAGGGAUCCGUGCAAGGCUGAGGGAAGCAAGUGAAUUAUUUUCUUUUAAUGAAUCAUGGGUCUCUUCACUUGUGCAAAGCUGAAUCUGUGAAAUUGUUAACAAAUCACUCCAGUUGAGUGAAAUGGUUUUGGACUCUUCACUCAAAUCUUCUUCCUAGAAAAAGAACUCUUCUAGGUGAGUUAGUUUGCAAAGUACUGCUGUGUCCUGGGCUCAGUAACCUGCUAUUGAUUCUGAGUUACAUCCUUCCUAUUGGACUUUUUGAUCACUUCAGCUAAAACUUUCCUUUUAAGUGAUUUCUGAGGAUUAGACAGUUCAAAAUUCUGUGCCUCCCAGGUGCCUCUUGGCUUCUUUCUGAGCUGGGGUGUGGAGGAAAUGCCAGCACGAGCUUUGAACUGCCGCCCUGUUUGCUUGGUGUCCCAGCCUUAAAAUUUAUCAGCAUGUUUGUCCUUCAGUAUUGUGAUGUUGCAAUGUAGAGGCUGUUUCUGUGGUUCUGAUUUCAAUUUGAACUCUGGUGUUAAGGAGGCUUCCUCUUCCUCUUCCCCUCUGGAACGUGGCUCCGGGCUGAGGAUGCCUCCAUGGCCACUAGUGCUGAGCACAGCUGCCCUGUGUGUGUUGUGGAUGCUUCCCUGGUUUUUAUCUGUGCUGUCUGUGGAUUGUGGCUGUGGCAUGUCCCACGAGUUGAGAUCGCUGCUCAUCCCCCAGCGUGAGGCAGAAGAUUUGGUGUUCCUAGAGACGCUUGCUCACCCAGGUACUCGCCUUCCUGCACAGCUAGGAGUCAUUCUAAAUCAUUUGCAGGCAGUUUUGUCUUUCUGAGUAGUGGUCAGAUGAUUCUGCAUACAUGGAGCUUGGUGUUUGUCAUUUGCAUUUACAAUGAGAGUCGAAACUUAAACUAGGAAAGGAUUAAAAAAUACUUCUUGCAUUUUACUUCUAACUCUGCGGAAUGGGAGCCGAGGCUCCCCGGUGCUGCUCAGUGGAGUCCCUGUGUGUUGUGCCCCCCAUGCAAGGGAGUUUGGAGAUUUUGUUGUCUUCCCCAGCAGUUCUCACAUUUACCAGGAAACAGAUCUGCAUGCCAGGUUACACAAGUGCUGUAGGCAAAGCAAAGCCUUCCCCCUGCUCUCUCUUCGAGACCAGACCCAACAUCUUCGUAACCACUGGCGACUUCAUCAUCCUCCAUCAUCUUCAAACAGCAUGUGUGAGCUCUGGUUCAUAACAUUUGUGCCAUGUUUAUAAAUCAGUUUUUUAUAUUUUUGUACUGAAAGAAAUUGGAGCACUUUAGAAAAGUUGAUUUCAAAUUCCAUUUCUGUCUGUAGCCGGAAGGAGAUCUCUCGUGGGUGUAGAUCCUGUUGGCAUAACUGCGUGCAUCUCACUCAGAGCUGUGAACUCUCUUGACACUCUUUAGUCUUAGGUCUGGUUUCUAGGCCCACCUUGCACUGUAAAGAUUUAAUAAAUAAUCAUGGUCCAUGGUUAAAUUGACCAUUUUGUUGGGGAAGAGUUUGGUUUUGUUUUUUCGUUAGGGUGUAAACAUUGUAAAUAUUUCCUUUACUGUUGAUACUGCAGUAGCAACAUCUUUGUAGUCUUUAUUUUAUUUGUAAAGUUGAUGGUUAAAUGUUAAUAUUCUGUUGAAUUGUGCACUCUUGAUUAAUUGUAAACAUGAUCUUAGCACACCAAAUGAUGAUUUUUACAAUGAUUGCAAUGUUUCUCCACUGAAGGAUUUCAGAGCUGCAAUAGGACUGAAACCAACUUCUAGCAAUAAAAAAAAAGAACAUUUAAAAAC